Messenger RNA from Anopheles merus, 2106 nucleotides. RefSeq lists its product as uncharacterized. The record is from RefSeq and is a predicted model, not a curated record. The transcript has 8 exons. The coding region runs from base 293 to 2101 and encodes 602 amino acids. Lineage: Eukaryota; Metazoa; Arthropoda; Insecta; Diptera; Culicidae.
GUGUGUGCAUAUAGUGAAUACAGGGCCAGUAUUCCAUCAUCCUCUCCUCUCUUCGCUCCACUCGAUACAUAAGAUCCGUUGCUAUUGGCAACCACAGACUACGGCUCCAGGUACUAGCCCUGUUGCCAUUUUCUGUCAUUACAACGGACAGCAUCGGUGCAGAACGGUGACGUUGUGUCACAUCAUUUUCUAGUAGCAAAAUCCUCAAUCCCCCUGCAUCCUGCAGUUUUCUGUUAUAAAACCAUUUCCAGUUCAGUAAAAAGUGUUCAGCAACUAGCAAAAAAAAAAAAGAAUGGCACCCCGAAAAGAAAAACCUAAACAAGAGCAGCAAGUGGCGCUGCUGAACGAUAAUCUGUUCACGUGCGUCCUAACGGCCGGCACCAAUGUGAAGAAAUACACUCGGCUGGUAGAAAAGAACGAGCAUCAGUUCGAUCUCAUGGAAGUGAGCAAAUUCGUUUUUGACCUCGUUCAAAGCCGUACCAAGCCGUUGGAUGUAAACGCCAAAAUCGUUUGCGGAAUGUGUUACAUUUUUCUGUUUAAUGUACAGAAACUUCGUGAUCGCAUACUAAUUGUGGACCAGAAACAUUUCAAGGGACGCAAAAUUGGUUACAAGGAAAAGAAUGUUGUUCGACAGUUUGAGGUUGAGUGCCGGCCGGGCAAAGAUGGUCGUCCCAAAGUGCCGAUAACCUUGGACGAAUUGUUAACCAUGGACAUCGACAUGCAUAUGGAAGCUGGCAGCGAGAAGGAUGUGAUUGAUGCGCUGUUGGCUAGCCAGCAAAGCACAACGGUACAAAACGUGGACGAUAUUACGCUGCGCGAGCUGCCGCCUUCGCUGCGCCACGAUGAAGAGUAUCAGGCGGUGGAUAAUGAUUUCGGGGAGGCGAGGUCUAAUGAGUUGUUGGAUUUUUUCAACGAUUCAGCGCAGGAACCGGAAACGGAACCGGCGUCCAUGAUACAUUCGGACUUGCCCGUUACCCAGGACGAUCUGAUGGAUAUCGAUCCUUCGCUAGAGCCAGAAUUAGAUGCAGUGGAUAGUGUUCGGGAUAGUGACAUCCUUCCAUUAGAAGAAGACACCUUGCAGCCAGUACCGAUGUAUGUUUCCGACGACGAAGACAAUAAGGACGGAAUAGAACUGAUUCCUUUGAAUGCUUCAUUUUAUGCAGUAAAAGAGGAAGAGAAUAGCAUUGACGAGACUACACAAAACCCUCCGAUCGAAAACAAUCUUAUCGGGGAGAAAAGACACGAAAUGGCUCCAACAAACGUCGUUCCCAAAAAGCGAUCGCGGCUAAUUGUGGACGUUUUUACGCAGAUCAGUACCAACUGCUUGUCACGACAGUUGGCAAAAUGUGCCAAAACGACCGUCACCAUGGAACAACCAAGGCAAGAGGUGCAAGCAUUUUUGGCUGAGCAAAAGCUGAACCAACUAUUCGCCGAACCAUUGCGCCCUUGGCUUCAUAGCUUCCUGUAUAAGCGGCACCUUACCGUCCGGAAGGAGAGAGCCACACACCUCUCUAAGUUUGAGUUUAGCAAGAAAAAAACAACAAAACGCGAUAAGAACGGUACUUGCAAGAGCAAUGCUCCGCAAACGGAGGAGGCACAAACGGCCGUAAUCGUUCCACCAAUUGAAACGUUUGCGCCGAUUGAAGUACCUACCGAGUUGCCGGGUGUUCCUGCAAUGGUUACAACGGCCGAACCUGCUCCGUGUGUUGAGCCAACGUACAAUAAUGCUCCAACGAGCAUGCGUAGCUUCCUGACGCGCUUUACUGGCAAUCCGGCGGAGUGGGAAUAUUUGAAAAGGACGGAAGAUCCACAUAGCGAAAAGCGGAAGGAUAAGAAGGACGAAGGCGUAGUGACGAGCCAUGCGUUGCUGGUAGUGCUGCGCUCCCUGUUCGAUGAGUUGGCGGACGAAUCCAUACCGUUCGAGAUGAUACAGGCCAAGAUGGGCAGCCGGCAAAUUGCUGCGUCGUUGUUUGCUAAGCUGUUAGAACUCUCCGCUACAAAAAUCAUACGUAUUGUGACGAAUGAAUAUGGAUUACCAGUAAUGGUGCAAAAGUUUCAAAACUGGCCACUUCAUUUUCGAAACGAUAAGGUCGUUACCUAGUUUUA